CCCUGUGACAGCUCCUGCCCUUGCAUCAUGACUCAGAAUUUCUGUGAGAAGUUCUGCCAGUGCAACCCUGACUGUCAGAACCGCUUCCCAGGCUGCCGCUGUAAAACCCAGUGCAACACCAAGCAGUGCCCGUGCUACCUGGCUGUGCGGGAGUGCGAUCCAGACCUCUGCCUGACCUGUGGGGCUUCGGAGCACUGGGACUGCAAGGUGGUCUCCUGCAAGAACUGCAGCAUCCAGCGAGGUCUCAAAAAGCAUUUGUUGCUGGCACCGUCAGAUGUCGCUGGCUGGGGGACUUUCAUCAAGGAAUCUGUGCAGAAGAAUGAGUUCAUCUCCGAGUACUGUGGUGAGCUUAUUUCACAGGAUGAGGCUGACCGGCGAGGGAAGGUCUACGACAAAUACAUGUCCAGCUUCCUCUUCAACCUCAACAAUGAUUUUGUUGUUGAUGCCACCCGCAAAGGAAAUAAAAUCCGCUUUGCCAAUCACUCAGUGAACCCCAAUUGCUAUGCCAAAGUUGUGAUGGUGAACGGAGACCACCGGAUAGGGAUCUUUGCCAAGAGGGCCAUCCAGGCGGGAGAGGAGCUCUUCUUCGAUUACAGGUACAGCCAGGCAGACGCCCUGAAGUAUGUCGGCAUAGAGAGGGAGACGGAUAUCAUCUAGGCUCUGUGCAGGGUGGUCCCCAGCACUCCUUGCUGCUGCACCUUGUAAGCAAUGCCAUGUUUGCUUCACGCUGACAUGACUGCUGCUGUUCCCGUUGCUGUGUGUGUCACAAGUGCUACUUUCCAUC
Messenger RNA from Pelecanus crispus (Dalmatian pelican), 784 nucleotides. The record is from RefSeq and is a predicted model, not a curated record. Lineage: Eukaryota; Metazoa; Chordata; Aves; Pelecaniformes; Pelecanidae.